This is a messenger RNA of Elaeis guineensis (African oil palm), 2936 nucleotides long. Its product is annotated as pentatricopeptide repeat-containing protein At1g20230. Lineage: Eukaryota; Viridiplantae; Streptophyta; Magnoliopsida; Arecales; Arecaceae. Gene Ontology annotation, molecular function: protein binding; zinc ion binding; RNA binding. The record is from RefSeq and is a predicted model, not a curated record. Gene Ontology annotation, biological process: RNA modification.
UUGAGACUUAAAACUAUUUGAAAGUUAAAUUUCGUCUUUUUUUUUAGCACCAACGCUAAGAUAGAUGGUGUCAAGGCAAUCCGUCACCAUCCCGUUCGGCUCCUUCCUGCAACUACUCCACCACCCAUCUCCUUCCCUCCUGCAAGCCCAGCAAGCCCACGCCGGCCUCCUCAAGUCCGGCCACCUUCCCGCCGACGCCCACCUAGCCACCAAGCUCCUCUCCCUCUACGCCGACCACCUCCGCUUCCCCGAUGCCUCCCUCCUCCUCCACUCCAUCACUGACCCCGACCCCUUCCUCUUCUCCACCCUCAUCUCCGCCUUCACCCGCUCCCGCCUCUUCUCCGCCGCCCUCUCCCUCCUUUCUCGCAUGCUCGCCCUCGGCCUCACCCUGGAUCCCUUCGUCCUCCCCACCGCCUUCAAGGCCUGCGCCGGCCUUCUCUCCCUCCCCCACGGCCGGCAGCUCCACUCUCUCUCGUUGGUCACCGGGCACUCCUCUGACCCUUUUGUCCAGUCCUCCCUCGUCCACAUGUACUUAAAAUGCCGUGCGAUGGUCGACGCCCACCGUGUCUUUGACAGAAUGACCCAGCGGAGCGUCGUGAGCUGGAGUGCGUUGAUCGCCGCCUACGCAAGCCGUGGGAACGUCGUUGAGGCAAUGAAGCUCUUUGGACUGAUGCGCGGUUCGGGGGUGGAGCCUAAUUCGGUAACCUGGAAUGGUUUGAUCGCCGGAUUUAGUCAUAGUGGGCACUCCCACAAGUCAGCGACUUUGUUUCAGAGGAUGCAUGCGGAGGGCUUCAUUCCCGAUAGGCCGAGCGUCUCGAGCACUCUUCCAGUGGUUGGUGACAUCGAGGAUGUUGCCUUCGGAGGGCAGAUCCAUGGAUAUGUGAUCAAAGUUGGGCUGGAAUCGGAUAGCUGUGUGGUGAGCGCGCUUAUUGAUAUGUAUGGGAAGUGCCGGCGCACGGAGGAGAUGGUCAGGAUCUUUGAUGAGGUGGGCAUGAUGGAAGUUGGAUCUUGCAAUGCCCUUGUCGCCGGGCUUUCCAGGAAUGGCCUUGUGAACAAUGCAUUGCAGGCAUUCAGGGAGUUCCAAGGCCAAGGAAUCGAUCUAAAUGUGGUGUCUUGGACCUCCAUUGUAGCUUGUUGUGCGCAAAAUGGGAAGGACAUGGAAGCGCUAGAGUUGUUCAGAGAGAUGCAAUUUGUUGGAGUGGAGCCCAACCUGGUAACCAUCCCAUGCGUAUUGCCAGCUUGUGCCAACAUUGCGACUUUGAUGCAUGGGAAAUCAGCUCACUGCUUCUCUCUGAGGAAAGGGUUCUCUGAGGAUGUGUAUGUGGCCAGUGCUCUGGUAGAUAUGUAUGCAAAGUGUGGUAGAAUAAGGGAUGCAAGGACAAUCUUUGAUGCAAUGCCAUCGAGAAAUGUGGUGUCCUGGAAUGCAAUGAUGGGAGGAUAUGCGAUGCACGGGAAGGCAAAAGAUGUGAUGGAAUUGUUUAAUUUGAUGCAAGCAAGUCCGCAGAAGCCGGAUUUUAUAACCUUCACUUGUGUGCUCUCAGCUUGUAGCCAAGCUGGCCUAACAGAGGAGGGUGAGCGCCACUUCUACAAGAUGCAUCAAGAGCAUGGGAUUGUUGCUAGAAUGGAGCACUAUGCUUGCAUGGUCAGUCUCCUUGGUCGUGCAGGGAAGCUGGAGGAGGCUUAUGAUUUAAUAAGAGGGAUGCCAUCUGAGCCUGAUGCUUGCGUUUGGGGGGCCUUGCUCGGUUCUUGCAGGGUUCACGGCAAUGUGAGGCUAGGAGAGAUUGCAGCAGAGAAACUAUUCGAACUGGAGCCAGGAAAUGCUGGGAAUUAUGUGCUGCUUUCGAACAUUUAUGCUGCCAAGGGGAUGUGGGAUGGGGUGGAUAAGGUCAGAGAUAUAAUGAAAAGCAUGGGAGUGAGGAAAAACCCAGGUUGUAGUUGGAUCGAGAUUAAGAAUAAGGUGCAUAUGAUGUUAGCUGGGGACAAAUCACACCCUCAGAUGAACCAAAUUGCUGAUAGAUUAGAGAAGCUUAGCGUGGAGAUGAAGAGAUUGGGAUACCUGCCAAGCACAGACUUUGUCUUGCAAGAUGUUGAGGAGCAAGACAAGGAGCAGAUCUUGUGUGGGCAUAGUGAGAAGUUGGCAAUAGCAUUAGGCCUUAUAAAUACGAGCCGUGGGACUCCGCUUCGGGUGAUCAAGAACCUCCGCAUCUGCGGUGACUGUCACGUUGCCAUAAAAUUCAUAUCAAGCUUCGAAAGAAGGGAGAUAUUUGUUAGAGAUACCAAUCGGUUCCAUCACUUCAAAGAUGGCGUGUGUUCUUGCGGGGAUUAUUGGUGAGCUAUCUCAAGAAUUGAGCUAAAAAUCAAAGCACUUUUGGGAUAGUGGAAGAUUCUCUGAUGCCAGAACAUGAACCAAAGGAUGGACCAAAUUUGAAAGCAGCAUAAUGUCUUGCUUCAGAUGCUUGUAAUGCAGUGGGGCAUUCUCUACCAAAGUGUUCAACUUCGAAGCCUCUUUACAGCAAAAAUUUGCGCUAUAUAAUUCUUCCAUUCAUUACUACAAAGAAAAUGAAGCUAAACUGCAAGCCUGAACAGGCCAACUUCUUUUACAGUGGAGACGGCAGCAAAAAAAUGUCUUUGAUUGUCCAAUUUUGGUUGAUGAACUUUGUUUUCAGCCUGCUUUGUGCUACUUUUGUUUCAACUAUCACCUUGCAUUGUAGAGGAAAGGUCACAGUCCGGUAGACUGAAAAAAAACAGACCUUGGCUGUCUCAACCUGUUCUCAUUGGAAAUAUUCUCCAUUGAACCAGCAUGAUGCUUCAGGCAACCUGAGAUAUCUUCAGGCUAAUUUUUCUCGGGGUCAAGGUGAUAUUGUCUAGGAAAGGUUUCUCAGGUGCUCCGCAACCACUUCUGUAGCAUGUGUUGGAAGCACUGUGUGUCGCACACA